ACCUUUCUGGUUUGCUGAACAAUUAAAAUCUAAUUGGUCGAAGGUUUCACGUUGUCUACAGAGUGAACCUGAAACUUUCGAGCUUGUGUGGUUUACCUGCUUUCGUUUACCUAAUCCCACGAUGACGUGAGGGAAUUAAUCAACCUCCGGUCUUAUAAGCAACCUCGAAAAGGAAUUAUUGAAGGAAAUUUGGGAAAACAGUGGUGGGGACUACCUCUGUAGCACAUGAAGCAUCUUUGUCAACGAAGCAUGAAGACUUUUCAACACCUUUACCAUGUUUUCUUUAAGAUUCUCAUUCCAACAACUGAGGCAUUUCAAAGAUGAGCUUUAUCUUUCACUACAGCUGCAGCUGUUCUUAGAUCAUUUUCUUCCCUUUUCUUCCCUGGGAAGGCUUUGUACAGUUCAGACAAAGGCAUGGCUUUUUCUGCUCAGGCUGAGGAGGAGCUUCCCGGGAUUGAAUUCAUUGAGUCAAAGAACAUUCUUCUUCCCGGAUCUAGUCUGGCCUCUGUCGAAUCCUUGUCCAUGCCUCUUGUUCAGGAAAUUGUUCUAUCUGCAGAUAUUAGAUGUGCACGGUGUCAAAAGAGAGUGGCAGACAUAAUAUCAAGGAUGAAAGAAACAGAGUCCGUGUUGGUUCAUGUGUUGGAGAAGAAGGUGACACUCACCUGUCAAUACCCUGGUGCUGUCGAACUACCUUCCAAACAAGCUCCUGCCAUAUACCGGAAACCUUUCAACAAAAUUGCCAUGAUUAAGAAAAUUUUUCGCUCUUCCCACAGUUGAAAACAUGCCAAGAAAUUAUAGCACAGAAUUUUUCAUGACAAAGUUAUAUGUUGGAUUUGUCAUGUCCACUUAUAUGCAUAGAUAAAUAAUACUUGUGGACAUUGUACAGAAACCAGUGAAAAAUGGUUGGAUGUUUCUUUGUCUUUGUUAAUUUUUCUUAUCUUCCAGGCAAAUCAAAGUUAUUAGUUAUCUUAAUUUUCCUGCAACAGAAACCUUUGUAAAUAAGAAACAGGAAACCGAGAUAAUAAACCAAGAAUGGCAUAACACUGCCCUCUUUCUUAGUCUAAGCAGAAUCAGAUUCCCAAAUGAGGCGGCUGAGUUUCCAUGACAUAAUUUAUGUUCCACAAACUUUGUUUUUCUGUGAAAGAAAUCAUAUCAAUUUUC
This is a messenger RNA of Rubroshorea leprosula, 1161 nucleotides long. Lineage: Eukaryota; Viridiplantae; Streptophyta; Magnoliopsida; Malvales; Dipterocarpaceae. The record is from the annotation of a GenBank genome assembly.